UUUAUAAAUGAAUUGCUGCUGUACUGUUAAUAUCAAACACGAUAAUAACUAGCAGGCUCAGUUCAAUGUAUUAUCUUGUUUUGAAAGCUUGGAGUCACUUAGCGCGAGUUACAACGUUACUUCACCACUUCCGGUUUGAUCUGGUUCGCCAUGUUGUAGGAAGACUCGGCAGCUCCUCACACACUUACGCAACCCAGCGAGCUUGAGGGGAAGGUACCCUUGAGCAGCGGAUUUUAGCAAAACAGCAAGUUCCCGGGACCUACGCGGGAGUGGCACUAAGGCGAUAAUUGUUUUCUGCGAGUUCCAGUGUCUCGGAGAGCAGAGAAUGGAGCGGAAAUCUGAACACUGGGAAGCGCCGAUAUGGCCUCUGAGGGCAGAACUUUUUUUAAGUUGUGGAGAGGCAGAAAGUGUCUCCCUCGCUGGGGGACUGAGGGCUGGGGGACUGAGGGCUCGGCGCCUGAUUAAAUACACGGAGACUGAUAUGAGUUCCUUCCGUUUAGGGGGAGGGGGGUGCGGAUCGAUGGCGGGCCGCUCUGUGUGCGCACCCUCCGGCUGUUCCCCUCAGUGUGGGACUGGGGUGCCGGGGGCCCCCAGAAAACCUUACACUGUGGCCCUAGUUUACAAAUUAUUUUUCCUUUCCUUUUAACUCGUCUUGUUUAUUCCUUUAAUCACUUAUUUGUACAUGUUAUUAUCUAUUAUGCCAUCCUCUUUAUUCUCAUAUGUAAGUGGGGGACGGCCCUGGUAUAAAUCUACAAGGCAAAUGGCUGGGUGAGCAGGAGGGCCCACUGACAGCUGGGCACAGUGAGAGGGAUCCUGGUUGCCGUAGUGCUGCACACAGACAGUGAAAGCGCAUCCGCCUCGGGCAGAGAAACCACAGGGCUGACAGAAGGGGCUGUACACUUGCUGACGUCUCUUUAAACCAAUGGGCUUUUUUUUGACGACCUGACUGCUCCGCCUCCAUGUGCUUGUAGGGUUAUUUCAUGCAGGCUGCUGAGCUUGGUGCUGUUUCCCAGUUGCUGGCACAGACCCUUUACAUCUGGGAGAAGAACCUCAUGCACAAGAUUCUCUGGACUGGCCCUGGCAGUGUUUUAUUGUAUUAUUGCCACCAAGUAGCCACACAGGAGUCCGUUUGUGAUUGGCCACAUAGGGGGCAUUUAUUCUGCAUUUUGAGAUCCUGGGAUCCUUACCUGUCAGAGCUGCAGCAUUCAGAGCCCCCGACUGAGGGAAUUCCGCUACCAAUGGCCGGGUCAUAUCUAACAGUUGCCCUGUUUGUGUCACUGCUUCCCAGAGCCGGGACAGUGAUCCAUCGAGUAGCAGUUUCGUCAGACCUCAGACUCUGUGGGUUCACGUGCAACAAAGAUGGUAUUUACACACUGGUGGGCCGAGUUGAUAUCCUGGAUUACGUUUGUCGUGACAAAUCAGUUCAUUUUAAUACCUUGUAUGAGAGCAGAUUGCAGAUGAAUGUUUCCGCCGGCUGCUGCAUCAUCACCAAUGCUCAGAAGUCUGACACUGGGAAAUACCUGCUGCAAUUCCAGGAGUUUCUAAAAAGAAAACAUCUGGUCCAGACUACAGAAUGCUUUGUUAUAGACCCAGUCUCUGUGACCAACAUAAGCGUCAGGCACAACGGAGAAAAUGUGAGUGAUUCAGGGGAGACUGUGUCUCUGAGUGUUUCCUACAGUGGGGAAGAGGCGACAGUUGUGUGGGCAUGGAACGGGGGAGCCCUGCCUGAGAGACACCAGCUGAGUGACAGUAACAAGACUCUCACUGUACCCAGUACUGACACCGGCACAUUCACCGCCCUUGUCUCCAACCCAGUCAGUCACAGCAGUGCUCAAUAUAACCUCACACUCCCAAGUAAAGAAGCAGAAUCACAGUCUUAUACUGGGAUGAUCUUCGGAAUUAUCUCCGUUCUUGUGGUUUGUGUUGCCUGUGGAGUGGUUUAUUGGGCAUUCAAAAGAAGGCCACAGAUUGAUAGGUAUUCUCCACCUCCAGAGAAUGGACUGAACACGGAGGGGGGGGUGUGAGUUGCAGAGUAUGGUGGCACCUCAUGGAUCUGAAUAAUCAGGUGUCACUACAGCUUGGAUGCAGGACACUUAGUCUGCUUUCUGUCUGCCUUUAGCUAUAUUAUCAAGAGUGGCCUGUUGUAUUUGAGCCCACAAGUGCCUUUGUGCCUUUGCUCCAAUUGAAAAAGGAUGCAAGCUAAGAGGAAUGCAAACAUCAGUGUCAAUAUUCCUUUCCCACUCUUGUUAUAUGGGGUUGCUGUCUGUCACCUCUUUCUACAUGCUUAGGGGCUCUGGGGCUUCGCGUUGUAUUUUCACAUAUUCGCUGCUCUGUUUCCUUAACAGGAUAAAGUGAGUGAGAAAUUCCCAGGGAAUGCUAUAUCCUCUUGAAAGAAAUAUUUGAUAUUAGGUGCCUAGGGGUAGCCAAAUCAUUACAGAAAUCAAUGCGAGAAAGAUAGGAAAAGGUGAGUUUAGGACACGGAUGUGGUUUGGAUAAAGAACAGAGAGCAAAUGUAUUUACACAGGUAAGCAGGAGAAUCCAGGGAGGCAUUGCCUAUAAGAGGCAACAGUUGGUUGGGCUGAUAAUGUGGUGACAUGGGUCUUUGAGCCAGUUCAAAAAAUAUCUAGGGCAUUUCAGUAUGUUUCUGUUCCCUUGCUAACUGAGACAUCAGCCCAAUGCUGCCCCCCCCCCCCCAAGGCCAGGGUAUAAGGGGCCACUUCAGUAGUGCUGACAGCACAAUUCUGCACUAUUACCAAACCUAUAGUUAAAAAAAAAAGAAGAAUUCUUGGGUUUUGCUGCACACUGCUGCCUUACCAAAGCACCAUGUGGCAUGCACUCAAUCGGGCACCAGGGGGCAGCAGUGAAGGUUAAACGGCUUUAUUCAUAAAUACAUCCUGAUGCGCUUUGUGUGUAUACAGUGCUUCCCACGUUGUGCUUUGAUUCGGUGUUCCUCCCUGUGCUGCAGGUCAGGCAUUGCACCCGGACCACCAAUAAGAAGCGAUGAGUGACCUGACUGUUUUAAAGGUUUUCUGAGUUGUGUGGCUAAUUGAAUGGAGUAAACAUUUCUAGUAAAAGGUUUGGGGCAUGGGCACCCCAAACCUCAUCUGGUGAGCUUGUCUCCGUAUUUAUAAGUUGUUUAAAAAAUUGUAACUGGUAGCCAACAAGUUCCUUUAUAUACAUAAGUAUAGAUAGAUACAUAUAUAUAUAUUAAAAAGGCUGUUUUAACCUAAGAUAGGUUGGGAGCCUCCUUAUGGUAUAGUACACUGCUGCCUUAGGCAAGGUUCUCUCCUCACAGUAGCUGCAGAACUAUGCUGACACUUGGCUUCCAGGAGUAUCUAGACAAACAAAAUUGGCAUUUUCUCCAAAUUUCAUUCUGAUUGGCCAUUAGGCUGAGCUUUCCAGUCACUGCUAUGUGGAGAAUAAUGAGUAUUUAUAUGCCUUAAAUGCACAGUGAGCUCUAUUUAUAACUCAGGUAUGAUGGCAGUGGGGUCAAAGGGUUUGGGGGGUUUCUGUGCUUAAUAAAUUGCAAAAAAAAACCAUCUACAGCGGUUCUAAAGUAUUUUUAGCCGUCCUGACAGUGUUACAAAGUAUAUGUAAUGUGCUAUAAUAUACACUCACUGCACAUUGCGUCUUACUGUGCCAGAAUGAGUUGACUAGUGACAUUCAGGGCAAGAUGGUAUCUUCAGUUGUGUCCUCUAAUCUCAUGAACAACAAUCAAUUAGUGCCUUAAUGAACAAGAUCUUAGAGAAACUUUUUGUCAUUUUUCCUUGUAAUCUAUUGUGACUAGCCUAAAACAGCUUUGCUGAAUAAAAUGUGAUUUACAAGAUAA
Messenger RNA from Xenopus tropicalis (tropical clawed frog), 3829 nucleotides. RefSeq lists its product as uncharacterized. The record is from RefSeq and is a predicted model, not a curated record. The coding region runs from base 981 to 2024 and encodes 347 amino acids. The transcript has 4 exons. NCBI's taxonomy places the organism in Eukaryota, Metazoa, Chordata, Amphibia, Anura, Pipidae.